Molecule: messenger RNA, 557 nt
Organism: Leguminivora glycinivorella
Lineage: Eukaryota; Metazoa; Arthropoda; Insecta; Lepidoptera; Tortricidae
Exons: 2
Coding region: 24-488 (154 amino acids)
Source: RefSeq, a predicted model, not a curated record
AAUUCAGUUGUGAAAAAGACAAGAUGUUUCUCCUAGUAGCUCUUUGCCUCGUUGGAACCGCGUUGGCUGCUCCAGCCAUCCCGGAAGAAACAAUGACCCCUGAGGAGUCCCGCCUUCUCAUGUCUCCUUACAUCGCGUACGACUAUCCUUAUACGGGUUACCCGGCGCCAAUUCUUCCUCUAAGAACCGUGAUGAUCGACCCUAAAGAGGAAAUCGCUGAGCCAAAGGACUGGAAACUGGAAGAGCUUCCAGAGGCCCCGGAGUUGCCAAAAUUUGAAGAAUCCAAGCCUGUUUUAGUGAAACUGGAUACCAGCAAGCCUCUUUCCUACUUCACCAACUGGAUCAACUCUUUCCCUAGCUUCAAUCUGCCAAACCUUCCCUUCAUAGGCGGUUUCUUCCCUUCAUCGAGCGGCAGAGUGGUAGUGCCGUCUUACUAUGGGUACCCUGGGUACACUGCUCCUAUGAUCGUCGAACCAGCUAAGCAUUAAUGACUUCCGCUGAAAAUUAAAAUGUUGAACAACGAUUAUUGGAAUAAAAUUGCAGAUUUUAAUUGAUAA